AUUCACAUCGAGAAAUACAUAGCAUUCCAUUCAUUGCUCAUCAUCUGCGAUUUCAGUUCCAACAGAAAGAAAGAGAAGCUAGAAAUAUGGCUGAAGAGGACUCAACCACGCAGCAAGAACAUAUCGCGGAAGAGGUGGAAGAGAAGCAGCAGCAGCAGCUCAAGUACCUGCAAUUUGUUCAAGUGGCUGCACUUCACGCCGCGGUCCGCUUCUCAAAUGCUUAUGGUUAUGCCAAAGAGAAAUCCGGUCCGUUGAGGACCGGCGUUGAGUCAGCAGAGGGAGCUGUGAAAACUGUUGUUGGACCUGUGUAUGACAAGUACCAGGCUCUCCCUGGCGACCUCCUCUCUUUUCUUGAUGGCAAGGUUGACGAAUCUGUGACCAAUCUGGCAUCAUCCUAUGCAGACGCUGCUCAGAAAGCGCCAGAUGCUGCUCGAGCUGCUGCAUUAGAGAUCAAGCGAAGAAGCUCAACCAUGGCUAAGUCGGUAUACUCCAAGUACGAACCGAAAGCUCAGCAAUGUGCUGUUUGUGCAUGGAGAAAGCUGAAUGAACUACCUGGGGGGCCAAAGGUGGCGGAAAUUGUUGUACCAACCGCUGCAUAUUGUUCGGAGAAGUACAACCACACUGUGAGUUGCGCUGUGGAGAAGGGGUACAAGGUUGCCUCCUAUUUGCCUUUAGUUCCAACAGAGAAAAUUGCACAGGUUUUUGGAGGAAUGUGCCAGAAGCCGUUCAGUGAUAGCUACUUCAUUGUUGGUUUUUUUUAUGGCCUUUGUAACAUUUUCUUCUGCCUCUUUUAUUUUUACGAGCGUUGUAUCGUUGUUUUUAGGGACAUGGCUACCCUACGUUUUGGGUAAACCAUAUUACGUGACGUUUAGUGUUGAUGUUUGAAAGUCGGCAGUGUGUUCAAUUUCAGAUCACUGUCUCCCCUUCCAAAGCUAAAAAAUUCCUGGGUUCAUCUGUCACCAUC
This is a messenger RNA of Fragaria vesca subsp. vesca, 964 nucleotides long. RefSeq names its product REF/SRPP-like protein At3g05500-like. The coding region runs from base 87 to 851 and encodes 254 amino acids. The transcript has a single exon. Lineage: Eukaryota; Viridiplantae; Streptophyta; Magnoliopsida; Rosales; Rosaceae. The record is from RefSeq and is a predicted model, not a curated record.